AUGAAAAUCCCAGCGGAUCACAUAUUUGAUUCCAGAAGCACAUCGUUCUUGCAAGGCGUGCUGAGGAAAACCAAUGGACGAGGUGUUGAUUUGGUGCUGAACUCUCUUUCAGGUGAACUGCUUCAUGCCUCCUGGAAAUGUGUUGCAAAAUUCGGUAAGAUGGUCGAGAUCGGAAAGCGAGACUUUAUGGGCCACGGCAAACUUGACAUGGAUGGAUUCCUGGGCAACCGUUCUUUCAUCGGCGUGGAUCUUUCGGUCAUAGGGCAUGAGAACCAGGAAGCGUUGGGGGACUUGGUUGAACAGUUCACAAGAUAUUUCCAGCAAGGAAAGUUGACACCCAUCAAACCUGUUGUUGUUUUUGACGCCAGGGAUGUUGUCAAGGCUUUCCGCCACAUGCAAACAGGCCAACACAUUGGCAAGAUCAUUGUUCGAAUGCCAGAGGAUCCGAAUACUCUGCCAAUAUCCAAGAUACAUGACACCACCCCGCUCUUCAGACCGGACGCCUCAUAUCUGUUGGUUGGCGGACUUGGAGGACUUGGUCGAGCCAUUAGCACCUGGAUGGUGGAAAAGGGUGCCCGCAAUUUUAUCUUCCUCUCUCGGUCAGGCAGCGAGUCGCCUGAAGUUCAAGCCUUUAUUAACGACCUGGAGAGCCAUAAUAUGGUGAGUGCGACGGUGAUCGCGGGCGAUGUCUCAAAUAUCGAAGAUAUCCAGCGGGCUCUUUCAGCAGCCAAGCGCCCCAUUGCAGGCGUACUCCAAAUGUCUAUGGUGCUCAAGGAUCAAAUGCUAUCCAAAAUGACUUAUGAGGACUGGGUGGCCGCCUUAACACCAAAGGUUCAAGGGACAUGGAACCUCCAUUUCGAGCUUCAAAACAUACCACUUGACUUCUUUGUUCUUUUCAGCUCUGUCACGGGUAUCAUGGGAUUUGCUAGCCAGGCCAAUUAUGCGGCAGCCAACGCCUUCCUGGAUUCAUUUGUCCAGUAUCGUCACUCCCAAGGACUCCCAGCAAGUGUGAUUGAUCUUGGCUUUGUGACAGAUAUUGGUUAUGCAGCUGAGCAAAGCCCACAAACAUUAAAUAUUGUCAACACCAUGGACAUACAGAUCAUUGAAGAAAAGGAUCUGCUGCAAGCAUUGGAAAUCUCAGUCUUUGCUCAAUCUCCUCACCCUUCAUCACAACUCGUCGUGGGUCUUGGAACCAUGGGCAAUGUUAAAGAGCUACCAUGGCUGCAUGAAGGUCGCUUGAGUCAUUGGCAAAAUGCUUUAGUAACGAACAAAGCGGCAAAGGCCUCUCAAUCUCAUGAACUACGGUCCCUUCUGGAUGGGAUUCGGGAAAAUCCCAGUUUGCUGGAAGGGCAGUCAACCCAUGACAAAAUCACCAUUGAGCUAGGCAAAGUUGUCGCUGCUCAUCUUGCCUAUGCGGAGGACUUGAGCAAAGAGGAACUUGCCAAUAUUGCAAUUGACUCGUUAAUGAGCAUAGAAAUCCGCAGUUGGUUUCGCCGUAAUGCAGGUAUUGACAUCUCCCUGGUUGAGAUCUCGAAUGCGGGCACCGUUGGAGGGCUGGCUGAUGUGGCCGUGAAGAUGUUGCGCAAGAAAUACCUUGAUGAAGAGGAACUUCCCAGUGAAAUAAGCGCUCCAUCACCAGCUGAACUGGAUGAAAUGACGAUUUGUCUGGAGGACAUGAAGCUGGGCAGUGACUUGCAAGCUCUUCCUGGAACCAUCCCUGACUGGUGCUCUGAAUCUGAAGGAAGAGUCUUCCUCACAGGUGCAACGGGAUUUGUGGGAGCCUUCUUUCUCUUGGAGCUUCUCACUCUCCCACAAGUUAAGAGUGUUGCAUGCUUGGUUCGAACAACAGAUCCUCUGUCGGGAAGACUACGGAUUGAGAAGAUGUUCACCCGAUACGGCCUACCCCUUGAACCUUUGGACAAUAUCACUGUGGUUCCUGGCAAUAUCGCCCACCCGAAUUUGGGAAUGUCAAAGGAGGAAUUUGAUCAUCAUGCACUGUUGUCUAGUGUUGUCUUUCACCUUGGAGCCUACGUCAACUACACCCUUCCCUACUCUGCUCAUCGUGAUGCCAACAUUGUUGGACUCCUCAAUAUGCUAGAGUUUGUCAAUACUGGGCGUCUCAAGCCCUUGAAUUAUUUCUCCAGUAUCGGGGCAUGCGGCGCCUCGGCUCAUAUCACGGGCACGACUAUCCCCGAGAACGAGAGGGCCACGCUGGAUCCCAAGUACUUUGAGCAGCACGUUGGAUAUACAAGAAGCAAACUUGCUGCGGAGAGUAUUGCUUGGAACGCCAUUGCCAACAGAUUCCCCAUAACCAUCUAUCGCCCGGGAGUCGUGAUGGGCCACAGCGGCACAGGAAUUGACAAGCCCGAAGACUUGUUCAAUCGACUCAUGUGCAACUGCAUCCGACUCAGGGCCUAUCCAGCUCCACCUCAGCAGCGUAACCACUUUGUCCCAGUUGACUAUGUAUGCGCAGCUGUCUUGCGCAUCUCGCAAUCCUCAGAGAACCAAGGCCACGCCUUCAAUGUCGUCCAUCCUAAUCAAGAUCAAACCAUUACCUGGAUGGAUACAUUUAAAAUCCUGAGCGAGUACAGUUCAACUCCACUACAAUGUGUCUCUGCAGCUGAAUGGCUUCAGAUGUUUGCGGCACAAGGGAAACAUAGUAUGAAAGGAGCAACGCCUCUUCUCAAAGAACGACUAACGGAGAACGAGAUCUGGUUGGGUGACAGCAGUGGAAUGGCCGCGUAUGAAACCACAAACCUCUGCCGAGCGUUAGCGGACUCUCCGAACAUUCUGGAUAUCAAGCCCAUGCCAGAGCUACUCAAGACAUACUAUGGCCGUUGGGAAGCUGGGGCUGUGGACACAAAUGGUGCCGUUUGA
Molecule: messenger RNA, 2877 nt
Organism: Aspergillus glaucus CBS 516.65
Lineage: Eukaryota; Fungi; Ascomycota; Eurotiomycetes; Eurotiales; Aspergillaceae
Exons: 2
Coding region: 1-2877 (958 amino acids)
Biological process (GO): secondary metabolite biosynthetic process; fatty acid biosynthetic process
Molecular function (GO): oxidoreductase activity; phosphopantetheine binding; fatty acid synthase activity
Source: RefSeq, a predicted model, not a curated record